AUGGCUGACAUGUCAAUGAUAAACAGACUGUUGGUUCUUUAUGCUUUGCUUAUUUUAUGCCAUGCAAUAACACCAACUCAGAGAUUUCUAGGGUUAAGACCCAGAGCUUCAGAGCCCCAACAAACUGAACAACAGAUACCUAGUGAAAUUCCACCACAUGAACCGGCAGCUAUAGAAGAACUUUCACAAAGGUGUGCAGUAGAGGAGCAGGAAAAAGUGCAGUGUGGACAAGCUGGCAUUACUGCUACUGACUGUGCAUCCAUACAGUGCUGUUUUAAUGGAACACAGUGUUACUAUGGUAAAGCAGUGACUGUCCAGUGUAUCAGAGAUGGUCAGUUUGUGGUUGUUGUGGCUCGGGAUACCACUGUACCACAGCUAAGCUUGGAUUCAGUUCAUCUGUUGGGGAAUGAAGCAUCAUGCAGCCCUGUUGGUAUCACUGCUGCUUUUACAAUUUAUCAAUUUCCUGUCACUGCUUGUGGAACAAAGAUCACUGAAAAAGAUGGUCAUGUGAUCUAUGAAAAUGCAAUGACCUCAUCUUAUGAUGUUGAAAUUGGCCCCCUAGGUGCUAUCAUGAGGGAUAGCCAUUUUAAACUUCUAUUUCAGUGCAGGUACUCUGUAACUGCAGUGGAGGCGAUGGUUCUCAAGGUCGAUGGUACUCCUCCACUUCUACCAGUGGCUGUUUCUGGGCCCCUCAGACUGGAACUUAGAUUGGGCAAUGGUCAGUGUACAGUUGAAGGAUGUAUGGAGGGUGAUGUGGCUUAUUCUUCAUACUACAAUGAGACUGACUACCCAGUCACAAAAGUUCUUCGAGAUCCUGUUUAUGUAGAAGUGCGCAUUUUGGAGAGAACUGAUCCCAGUAUUGUCUUGACUUUGGGACGCUGCUGGGCAACCUCCAGCUCUGAUCUUUUGAGCCUACCUCAGUGGGAUCUUUUGGUUGAUGGGUGUCCAUACUCAGCUGACCGUCACAUGACCAACUUGGUUCCAUUGAAUGACACUUCAGGCCUUCAGUUCCCUACUCAUUAUAAACGCUUUAUUGUGAAGAUGUUUGCAUUUGUCGAUCAGGAAUCACUUACCCCUCUGAGGGAAACGGUGUUUAUUCACUGUACAGCAGCCGUGUGCCUUCCAACAGAAUCGGACCGUUGUGAGCAGAAAUGUAGUAGACAAAGGAGAGAGGUUUCACUGGCAACGAAAACUAGUUCAAACAGUGUUGUGGUCUCCAGUGGUAAACUGGUCCUUGUUUAUAUGUAACUAUUUUAAAUAAAAUUUGUA
This is a messenger RNA of Trichomycterus rosablanca, 1269 nucleotides long. Its product is annotated as zona pellucida sperm-binding protein 4-like. Gene Ontology annotation, cellular component: egg coat. Gene Ontology annotation, biological process: binding of sperm to zona pellucida; prevention of polyspermy. Gene Ontology annotation, molecular function: structural constituent of egg coat; acrosin binding. The record is from RefSeq and is a predicted model, not a curated record. Lineage: Eukaryota; Metazoa; Chordata; Actinopteri; Siluriformes; Trichomycteridae. The transcript is spliced from 8 exons. Bases 1 to 1248 code for a protein of 415 amino acids.